This is a messenger RNA of Daktulosphaira vitifoliae (grape phylloxera), 5043 nucleotides long. RefSeq lists its product as uncharacterized. The record is from RefSeq and is a predicted model, not a curated record. Lineage: Eukaryota; Metazoa; Arthropoda; Insecta; Hemiptera; Phylloxeridae. The transcript is spliced from 19 exons. Bases 308 to 4186 code for a protein of 1292 amino acids.
UCUAGUGAUAGCCAACAGCAGUCCGGUUCCGACCGUUUCAUUGUUAGUUUGUGUAAUUUACGUGUGUCGUGUCCGUUUACGUUGUUGCACUUGUCGCGAGUGAUUACUAUUUUAUAAUAAUCGGAUUUUCUUAUACUCCGCUCUUGCGUGUUAAUGUGAGUGUAAUUACAGUCAUAAUAUUGAAAUUAACUAGAGUGGGAUUAAGAAAAAUAAAUAUCAAUAAUUAUUUUAAAUAAUAACCAUUUAUUCAGGUGGUCAAACGAAAUGGGCUUGAAGAUAGCUUGAGUAUAUUUUUAAAAAGUUCGCCAUGAACUCAAUUGCAUGGUCGUUAGUGCUGGCCGUGGUAGGCUGCUUUGUGUGCAGGACCACGAGUCAUGUAGCCCUCACAUUUCCUCCUGCACGGUCUUAUGACCUCGAUUUUUUGGACACAGGCAGGACUCCGGGCCCAUGUGGGAUGCCUAAAGGUUCCAUUAAGACUUCACUCUUGGCUGGUUCAUCAUUCAAUAUUACUUGGCAUCUAGCUUAUCCUCACCGGGGUGGCAUCAAAAUCCAAGUGCUAGACAAUUACCAGAGACCAGUGUUGGAUUUGACCCCGGUUACAAAAGAUUCAGAGUUUUUAAGGACAGACGCAACGGCCCAGUCAUACACUGUCCAACUACCCAACGAUUUUGUUUGCGAUGAUUGUACCAUUAGAUUAUUGAGAGAGGCCUUGGAAUGGGGAAACAGUUACAAGUUCUGGUCUUGUGCAGACGUUGACAUAAAAAAUAAAAAAAAUUACCGAGAAGAUUGUAGCGGUAAAGGUCGAUAUUUGUUAUCCAAAUGUCGAUGCGAUAGAUUGUACUACGGUUCACGAUGUCAAUACAAAGAUGAAUGUAUCGAAGAUAAUGAUUGUGGAGAUCAAGGUAGAUGUAUUGAUGUACACGCUACUUCAGCCCCUAGAAAACAAUGUUACUGUGAACCUGGUUGGUUUGGACCAGCAUGUACAAAACGUUCUACAUUGAAAUCAACUGAAAUUGAUCUCAGCAAUUACAGAUUUAAAGAGUUAUCAAAGGAUUUCCACAUGUAUUGGAAAGUUUUUAAGGAAGAGGGUGAAAUAGAAGUGGUAUUACGAGCAAAUAGCACUAGCUACUUAGGUUUGGGGUGGAGACCGAAGAAUUUAACGGCUGACUGUAAAAAUUUCCCAAUAUUGGCAGAUUUACCAGGUGCAAAAGCACUUGCUGUAGUACCAAAAGUCGAACCAGAACCAAAAAGUGAUCCGGAACCUAAAACUGAACCAGAGCCUAAAACCGAACCUGAGCCAAAAACCGAACAAGAACCCAAAACUGAACCAGAGCCUAAAACUGAACCAGAGCCUAAAACUGAACCAGAACCAAAAACCGAACCUGAACCUAAGUCUGAGCCAGUGCCCAAAACAGAACCAGAACCAAAAACUGAACCAGAGCCCAAAAUUGAACCAGAACCCAAAUCUGAACCAGAGCCUAAAACUGAACCAGAACCCAAAACUGAACCUGAACCUAAAACUAAAUCUGAGCCAAAGAGUGAACCUGAACCAAAAAGUGAACCGGAACCAAAGAAUGUUUUAGAACAUAAAACUGUACCUGACCUGAAAAAUUUACCAGGGUUAAAAUCUAGUGUAAAACCAAAAACUUCUCCAAGCACUACACAUAAACCAGAGCCAGAGCCAGAACCAGAGACUAGUGCCGAACCAUAUCCGGAACCAACUAAGCCAUCUACCACAACGACUUCAGUUCCUAGUUCUACAAGACCGAAGCCAUCAUUCUUCCGCACUAGAGGCCGGACAGCUAAGCCAAAAACUUCAGAAGAAUCUACAACAACAGCAACUUCUUCGACAUCAUCUCAAAGACAUACCAACGCUAGACCAGUUUUCGCUCAACUUAGAAAUAAAAGAUCAACUCCUAAUGAACCUCAACCUGAAACUGAACCAGAACCAACAUCUGAACCAGAACCGGAAACAAAACCCAAAGAAAAUAACAAUCAUCAUCACGAUCAUUCUGCACAUCACAAUCAUGAUCACCAAAAUUCUACAGAAACUCAAAAAAAAGAUAUGAAACUCAAUAUGUAUACUCCUAAAGGUGAUUUCAGCGGUAUGGAUUGUACAGAUUUGGUCAUCGGUUCAGCCAGAGGAUCGGCAAGCAGAGUAUGGGAUUAUUAUACAAGAGACCGGUCUACACCACAAAUAGAUAGUUAUUGGGGCGGAAAAAAUGACCUUACUGCAGCAUUUGGAUUUGAAAAGGAUGGCGUUACGACCAUUGCCUUUAGGAAGAAGCUUAAAUCUACUGAAUCAACAGAUCAUUCAAUUGUCGAUGAUAUGAUGCACGUUAUUUGGGCUAAAGGACAAGAACAUAAACAUUACCAACAUUCGCCAAAAUCUGGUCUUGAAAAAGAUGUUUCUUCUGUAAAAGAUUUCUACAAACAAGACGAGCUAAAAUAUCAUGGUCAUGCAUCACAACGUGGAGUAGUUUCCAUAAACUUUUUUCAUGAUCCUGAACAACAAAAACUAGCAGUAAAUGAACAGACAGUUACAAAAACCGAUGGUGAUGCAAUGGCUCAAAGUAAGUCACCGAAUCAACAAACAUCGUUUAUGCCGACAUCAACUCCUAGUAAUUGUUAUGGCCAAUGGUCAACUCCAAAAGGCUGUGACGUCAAUGCUGGACAAUGUAUGUAUCACGUCGUUUGGACAUACUCGUCGAAAACCGAUUAUAUGCGAUUUACUAUCUCUACUACUCACACAACUACAUGGACUGGAAUAGGAUUUUCAGAUGACCAUAGAAUGAGUCAAACAGAUGCUGUAAUUGGUUGGGUAGAUAAAACUGGACGUCCAUUCCUUAUGGAUACCUGGAUUAACGGAUACACAGCACCGUCUCUCGAUGCUUCUCAAGAUUUGAGUAACAUUACUGGUAGCACUGUGGAUGGAGUAUCUACUUUAAGUUUUAUGAGAAAAAGGUCAACUGGAGAUACUAAAGACAUGAUGUUCUCGGACGAACGAUGCCUCUACCUAACGUUUAUCGUGAAAGGAGGCGGUUACAAUCCAGUAAACAAGAAAAUCAAGAAGCACGAAAUGGUACCUGCGUUUUCCAACGAGAGAAUUUGUAUGAAAUCAUGUGGAGCUGAAGAAGAUUGGGAAUCUGCUACAACAACAACUUCACCAAAAGCUGCUUUCAACGUUGCUGUAAAGUUAGUAAAACUAGGUGAGAAUUUUGUAGUUCCACCUGCAGGUAGCCCUGAUUUUGAUGCACUAGCAAAUACAGUUACUACUGGAUUCAAAAAAUCGUUAACUAAAUUACCAGAAUUUUAUAAAAUUAGUGUUAAUGAAUUUUCCCAAGAAAACGAUAAUGUCGUGGCAAAAAUGAACGUUGAAUUAGAUGAAAGUGGUGGUGGCUCCCGAGGUCGUGCUUUGAGCACUGAAGAAGGCGCUGAACAAUUAGAACGUGUUCUUAGAGAUACUGUCAAUAGUGGUAAGAUUGGCGCUUUGUCUUUAGAUCCAAAAUAUUUUGUAUUUGAAGCAGCUCCACUUUCUAAUACGAUUUCAAGCGAGGACAAUGCUAACGAAGGACUUUUAUUGUCAUCGACUAAACUAUGGAUUGUCAUUGGUUGUAUUUCUGCUUUGGUCUUUAUUGCAAUUGUACAAGCUGGCUGUACCAUUUAUAAGACAGCUAGAAGGCCAAGACCUAAUCAUAAGGAUCACAACGGUGUAAAUUCUGCCUGGAAAGACUAUUCGGCUGGCGGUGGCGGCGGUGCUAAUACAAACUAUGCUUUCGACCAAUAUGAUGGCGACGAAAAAAUAUCGCCCAGUUCAUUGAGUCACACUUCCACCAUACCGCUUACCACUAAAUUGGUGUCUCACAAUGGAAAUGGUGGCAAUCAUUACGCCGAGUCCAAGUCACUGCACAGAUCAUCACAGACCAACGGCCGACAUAUGAACAGUCGCCCACCUCCGCCUCCUAACACACACAACGAUCGAGCGGCCGGUACGUAUUCACUGCCCAGGCCGGUACAACAGCCUCCCCAGCACAACGGCUAUUACACGCACAGGCCACCUAAUAGAACGCCUGGAGGUGGCCAUUCUGAUCUACAACCUGACUUCUACUUUAUGCCUUCUCAGAGAAAAUACUCUGGGGAGGUGGUUAGGGUAUACGUGGACUAUAACACUAACCCUAGAAAAUAGUAAUGUCAAUACUACUAUUAUAGAUAAUUAAAAAUAAAAUGACAAUUUUAUUUAAUGUACGUAAUACAAAUAAUAUUGUUGAUAUUAUAUGUAAUUAUAAUAUCAACUGUAAUUAUAAUUACAGUUAACUUUUGUACAUACAUUAUAAUAUAUAUAAUUAUAUUUAAUAAUUUUGGAACUGUUUAGUUUUGUCUAUAUCUAUAUGAUUAAAUGUCUUGGUACAAUACUAAUCGAUCUAUUUAAAAGAGGAAUCAGUAAAACAAAAUCGAUGGAUAAUUCGAAAUAAUUGUUACAUUUUGUUUUGUUAUUAAGUCUAACAACCUCUUUUGAAAGCUACUUUUCUUUUUACAUAAUCCUUAAAAAAAAUAGCUGCGGGAAUAUUCAAACCGUAACGACCUUGUAUGUGCCAUUUAAAAAUUGACCUGUUCACUAAAAAAAUAAACUUUCCUUCCUCCGUCCGAGUUUUGAAAUUUGGAAUGUAUUUUAUUUUAUGAUUUUUGUAAAAUAUAACGUUUAUCUUACUUAUACUUAAAUAGUUUUUUUUAUACAUGAAACAUAUUGUAAUUAUAUGUGUUAAGCCUAUAUUGACUGUAUUAAUAUUAAUAUUUUAUAAUUUAGAUUAUUUAAAUUAGCUUGUAUGAAAUUUAAUCUUAAAUAGUGUUCAUUCAUUUGAAAUGUAAAAAUAAUUAAGUUAAUUAGUAAAUAAUUAAAUAAGUAUAAAAUACAGUAACAUGGACAGGGAGAUUUCGUUAUUUAUUAAAAAAUUUAUUAUUGUUAAUAUGUUUUCGAUGUUUUAAUUGUCGUAAAAAUAAUGCAAUUUAUUGUACGCCUAAUAAAUGUUUGAUAAAAAUAAAAUA